Molecule: messenger RNA, 4019 nt
Organism: Anguilla rostrata (American eel)
Lineage: Eukaryota; Metazoa; Chordata; Actinopteri; Anguilliformes; Anguillidae
Product: PHD finger protein 23B-like
Exons: 5
Coding region: 503-1447 (314 amino acids)
Biological process (GO): negative regulation of autophagosome maturation; negative regulation of autophagosome assembly; positive regulation of protein ubiquitination
Cellular component (GO): nucleus
Source: RefSeq, a predicted model, not a curated record
UUAAGUAGAUGGAAGACUGUGACGCUGACAGAAGCGCGCAUAACUUUCGCUAGUUAGCUAGCAAACGUUAUCUCACUAUAUGUGAAAGAAGAGAAUCGUACUUAAAAUACUUGAUUCUUCAGUUCUGCCACCACGUAAGUGACUGGCUACUCGAUGGAUUACUGCCCUCGUUGAUCUUUUGGAUGUGCAAAGGAGUUAGAGAUACGUAGCUGACGAGUUAGCUAGGAGCUAGUCUGCUAAAAUGUUUCUAACGUUAUGAUGAAGACAUUAGCUAUCUUGCCAACGUUAGUCAGCAAGUCAUUAGACGUAUGUUCUCAAUUUUAGGAUUAACAGCCACUGUUCAAGUUGAAGAUUCGUUAGAUAUCGUUACUCUAGUCUAGGCUGAAGCGGAGGACUCAAAGCAAAACAGUCAAUCCUAGUUACACGUCGCCGUUGCUGUCUCUUCCCCCGACCGGGGCUGCAGCUCCGGAGAACAGGGGAAAACGCGCCGCUAACGCCGAUAAUGCUUGGAAUUAUGGACAAGCAACAAGAUACAAUACGGAAAUGCAAAACGGAGCCUUUGCCUCUGGAGAAAAGGAAGAGGACGGUGGAAGACUUCAACAAGUUCUGCAGCUUUGUCCUAGCCUAUGCCGGCUACAUACCCUCUCCUAAAGAGGAAAGCCAGUGGUCUCCAUCUUCCUCCAGUUCCCCACAUGGCUCUGGGGCUUCAGGGGAUGGGGGCACCUCCACGGGGGGCAGCUGGGAGGAAGGUGGCAGCUCCAACCUCCGAACCAUCCGGACGUUUGUCCAGAAGGCCCGUGCCAACAAGGGGAAAGGCCUGCGGCGGCUGCACUCAAACGGCUUCCUCCUGGAGAAGAUGCGGCUGAAAGACUCGCUGUUUGAGGGUCAGACGAGGACCAAGGCUGAACGCAAGAAGGAGAGGAAGCUAAAAAAGCUCUCGCUGGCCACGGGAGGAGAGGCGCACGAGGGGCGUCACAGGGGUGCGAAAGGGGCGUCGACGAAGGACGGCAAAAUUCCCAAGGCGGAAAAAUCUCUGAAGAAGCUGAAAAGCUCUGUCAAGCGCAAGGCGUACUCUGGCACGGGCCCCGCCCAAAGAGAGGAGCAUGUCACGGGGAAGGAGCUAAAGGAGAAAGUGGAUCAUGCGCAGGAGGUGCGGCUUGUGGAAGUACUGAGGGAAGAGUCGACCAGAGAGGCGGAGAUGAGCUCAAGCGAGGGCGAGACCUGGAUCGCAGAUGAGGACAUUAUGGUAGAGUCUGGCGAUGACUCAUGGGACUUGAUCACGUGUUACUGUGGAAAACCCUUUGCGGGACGGCCCAUGAUCGAAUGCAAUCAGUGUGGGAUUUGGGUGCACCUCUCCUGUGCCAAGAUCAAGAAGUCAAAUGUGCCCGAUAUCUUCUUCUGCCACAAGUGCAGGGACCGUAGGUCUGGCCCGAAGAAGGACCCCUAAAACGAACCUGCAUCGCUCCCUCUAGACAUCCUUUCUCCGUGUUCUGAGAGAGCUUUUCCACGGUCAUGUUUCUGAAAAACUUUUCUCAGUCGAGCAAAGGUCACUUUAGAGAUGCACAAUGACUAUGUGUACUCCCGCUUCCAUUUAACAAAUAAAAAGGAAGUGGGCAUGUCCAAUGCCCUCUACACAUCUAGGUAACUAUGGGUGAGAAGCCACCACUGCCAUUUCUAAACAAGUUUAUUUCUUUUCCCCAUAAAAGACGCACCAGGACACAAUGGCCCAACCGGUCCUUUCCAUAAUCCAAUCAAUCUAUACAGGGUGAAGAAACCAAGCAGCCAUUUUGCACUAGUCUUCACAGCCCAGCAUUUAUUUAAAAUGUUUUGCUCAUACCCCCCCCCCUCCCUCCACAAAUACAAUAACAUCUGUAAUGACUGUAGUAUGGAAGGCAAAAUGGUGCUUCACUCAUUUAUCUGGAUUAAUGGUAUGAUUUAAAUUUGUUUAAUUUCUAAAAGAACAGUGUUUGGAAUGUAAGCCUCAUGUUGUUAUUUGAAUGUGUUAUGUGUCAGCCCUGCAUGUUUAAUUCCAUACAUUUUUUUUUUUAGAAAACGGUUUACAUUUAUUUUUGUUUUCAGGGUAACGAAUGGUGAAAUAGUCAUUUUUAAUGAUUACUUUACAUGGAAGCUCAAGUCAUCCUCAAGUUGAACCCACUCCUGCUCUCUCAUUGGCUCAGUACUCAAAGGGUCUUCUCUAUUGGCUGACCAAGAUUAUACAGGUAGAAUGAUCAUUAAAUACCCCCAUGACAAACUGGCAUGGCAUACCUAAGUAGGUUUUUAUGAGACAAAAAAAAUCUUGCUGGCUAGAGUAUUGUGGGAUUAAUGCAACAUUUGUGUUUGGCUGAAAUUGAUCAUUUUUGUUGACAGGAAUUAGUGUUAUGAGUAGUGUCAUUUCUAAACUGUGGGAAAUAAGGUUAAGCAGUAGUGUCAUGCCCUUUUGCACCUAGGUCUUCAGCACAGGGUUUAACAGUUUAUCCUAUAUUGUUCUGAGCAGCUGCAACAGACUACCACUAAAGUUUCUAAGAGAUGAUUUUUGUGCCUUUUUCUGUGUAUGCACAAUGGUGCAUUGUUAUGUCCCUCUUCACUAACAUAUGGCACUUAAAGUGGAAAUUGAGCUUCAAUGAAACCUGCGACAUAUAGUGCUAGGUAAUAUUACAAUUUGUCUAAAUCUGUAGAAUCUUGUCUACUAGUGCUUUUGCAUGUCUUUGGUGUGAGUGCCCCGUGAUUGCUAUAGAAUGUUGCCACCAUUCUGAAGAAUCUGAUUAAAAAUGGGCCAUCCAGUUCUGCCACUUUGUAGUUUUAAGCAAAUUGGAGAUUCUUAACUUCGUCUCAUCUGGUUACGAACAAGGUCAUCUCAAGUUAAAAGAAAGUAUAAAACUUGAAUGUGUGUUAAAUUAAGGCACAGAGUGACUGGUUUGAAUAGCUCUGUAAAUGUUGUGUUUUUGGGGCUAUUGCUUUGAAUUUCUGCUGUGGAGAUGUACAGAAGGAACAUGGUGAUUGAUCCCAAAUACCCUCAAAUUCAGUACCCCUCAAACUCAAUUUGUUUUUCUGCACAUGCCCAGGUUCAGGUCAAGUUGACAGUAUUAGAACAGCUUCUAGUAACUGUUAGUAAUUUUAAGAAAGGAAUUCAACUUAACUUCGUAAAAGACAAUGUAUAUAUUUGGCCCUCGGUAUGAUUAACACUUUAAAACAGACCAUUGCUUGCCUUUCUUGUUAUUUAAUGAUAUGUUAAAGGUUUAUAGAAUGCCAGAGUGACUAAAUGUCUUAACUGGUGUUGCAUAACUUGACUUUAAUACAAGUACAGCCCAUAAUACUAAUGGCUGCAGUUUGACAAACUUUGCACUACAAGUUACUUAUUGCAUUGUCUCAAAACAAGGAUGCGUAAGAUAUUUAAAAUACCAUAUUUUCUUAUUUUAUGAAAAUGUAUAACCUCAAUUUUCCUCUCGCAGUAUCUUCUUAAGAAAUGUCUGCAUUCUGUAAGGGGAGAAAUACAGCAAACCUGUUAAGUUGCAGCACUUAUAAAUAGGAAUGUAUAAGUACAGUUAAGAAUCGUAUGUGAAAAUAUUUUGUUUAGAAUGAAUAUUUUGCAGGAUGUGAAUCUGCUGCCGGGUGAGAAGCAUGGAGAAGGAGGAAGCUAGGCUGUUUGGUUAUAAUUUAUUUUUUAUAACUUUUCUUUUUUUUUCAGAUUUGUUUCUGAUUUCUCUCUAAUCAGUUUUAAGGAUAGACAGACAACUCUGUAACUAUACCCCUUACCAAACUCAUUUUCCCCCAAGAAAAACUGUAAAAUGUUUGUACGUUCAUCUUUGUGUGCUGACGAUACUGGGUUUUUGUGUCUUCGUUUUUCAUCUUAUUAUUUGGCAAACCAUAUAUGCUAAUGCUGUAUACAGUGGCUUCCAAUGUAUUGGUACCCUUUGUCAAAAAUUUCAUUUAACAGAAACAAGCUAAUGUACAAUCACUAUGUUUUCAAUGAAAGAGAUAUUCAAAAAUACAGCCAACUCUGCAUACAGCAACAUGUUUUA